Molecule: messenger RNA, 3630 nt
Organism: Emys orbicularis (European pond turtle)
Lineage: Eukaryota; Metazoa; Chordata; Testudines; Emydidae
Gene: PLCB3
Product: phospholipase C beta 3
Exons: 33
Coding region: 1-3630 (1209 amino acids)
Biological process (GO): phosphatidylinositol-mediated signaling; release of sequestered calcium ion into cytosol; lipid catabolic process
Molecular function (GO): calmodulin binding; phosphatidylinositol-4,5-bisphosphate phospholipase C activity; calcium ion binding
Source: RefSeq, a predicted model, not a curated record
AUGGCCGGGGCGCGCCCGGGGGUCCACGCGCUGCAGCUGGAGCCGCUGCGGGUCCCCGAGACCCUGAUCCGGGGCAGCAAGUUCAUCAAAUGGGACGAGGAGCCUACAACCCAGACUCUGGUGACGCUGCGGGUCGACCCCUUGGGAUUCUUCCUCUACUGGAAUGCGCCUCACAUGGAAGUUGACAUCUUGGACAUCAGCUCCAUUCGAGACACGCGGACUGGGCGCUAUGCCAGAGUCCCAAAGGACCCCAAGUUGCGGGAGAUGCUGGGAUUGGGGGGCUCAGAGCCGCGGCCCGAGGAGAACCUGCUGACUGUGGUGCAUGGCCCAGACCUCGUCAACAUCAGCUUCCUGAACUUCAUGGCAGUGCAGGAGGACGUGGCCAAGGUCUGGACCGAGGAGCUGUUCAAACUGGCUAUGAACAUUCUGGCCCAAAAUGCAUCUCGCAACACCUUCCUGCAGAAAACCUACACCCGGCUCAAACUCCAGGUGAACCAGGAGAGCCGGAUCCCAGUGAAGAACAUCUUGAAGAUGUUCUCGGCUGAUAAGAAGCGUGUGGAGACAGCUCUGGAGUCCUGUGGCCUUAACUUCAAUCGGAGUGAGUCGAUCAAGCCGGACGAGUUCACCCUGGAGAUCUUCGAGCGCUUCCUGAACAAGCUCUGCCUGCGCCCCGACAUCGACAAAAUCCUGCUGGAGAUUGGGGCGAAGGGGAAGCCCUACCUGAGCCUGGACCAGCUGAUGGAUUUCAUCAACCAGCGGCAGCGGGACCCGCGGCUGAACGAGGUGCUGUACCCUCCCCUCAGCCGUGCCCAGGUGCGCCAGCUGAUCGACAAGUACGAGCCCAACCGCCAGUUCCUGGAGCGUGACCAGAUGUCCAUGGAGGGGUUCGGGCGCUACCUGGGGGGGGAGGAGAACAGCAUCGUCCCCCCUGAAAAGCUGGACCUGAGCGAUGACAUGAGCCAGCCACUGAGCAGUUACUUCAUCAAUUCCUCCCACAACACCUACCUCACAGCGGGCCAGCUGACGGGGAACUCCUCGGUGGAGAUGUAUCGACAGGUGCUGCUGAGCGGCUGCCGCUGCAUUGAACUUGACUGCUGGAAGGGGCGGCCCCAGGACGAAGAGCCCUUCAUCACGCACGGCUUCACCAUGACAACCGAGAUCCCUUUCAAGGAGGUGAUUGAGGCCAUCGCUGAAAGCGCUUUCAAGACCUCCCCAUUCCCCGUCAUCCUGUCCUUUGAGAACCACGUUGACUCGGCCAAGCAGCAGGCUAAGAUGGCCGAGUACUGCCGCAGCAUCUUUGGGGAUGCUCUACUGAUCGAUCCCCUGGAGAAGUACCCGCUGCAACCGGGCGUGGUGCUGCCCAGCCCCCAGGAGCUCAUGGGCCGCAUCCUGGUGAAGAACAAGAAGCGGCGGCAGCGGCGGGCGAGCAAGGGCCCCGAGGGGAGCAGCAUCCGCAAGCGCCUGCUGGAGUCCACAGUGAGCGACGCGGGGCCAGGCCUCGGGGAUCUGCCCUCGCCCCCACCGGGCUCCCACUAUGUCGAGCAGCACAAGGGGGCCACCCCUCCGGUCAUUGCCAACGGGGAGGAGAAGGCGCCACCGGAGAGACUGGCCAAGCUGGCAGAGCCCCGUAAAUCCAUUGACCGGGAGGCUGACAGCGAAGAGGAGGAGGAGGAAGAGCAGCCAGACCCCAAGAAGCCCACAACAGAUGAGGGCACGGCCAGCAGCGAGGUUAAUGCCACCGAGGAGAUGUCCACACUGGUGAAUUACAUCGAACCCGUCAAAUUCAAAUCCUUCCAGGCCGCCAGCAAGCGGGACAAGUCCUUCGAGAUGUCGUCCUUCGUGGAGACCAAGGGGCUGGAGCAGCUCACCAAGAGCCCCAUGGAGUUUGUCGAAUACAACAAGAAGCAGCUAAGCCGCAUCUACCCCAAGGGCACACGGGUCGACUCCUCCAAUUACAUGCCCCAGCUCUUCUGGAACGCCGGCUGCCAGAUGGUGGCACUCAACUUCCAGUCCCUCGACUUGCCAAUGCAGCUGAACCUGGGCAUGUUUGAGUACAACCGGCGCAGCGGGUACCUGCUGAAGCCCGAGUUCAUGAGGCGUGAGGACAAGCCCUUCGACCCCUUCACUGAGAACAUCGUGGACGGCAUUGUGGCCAACACGGUCAAGGUCAAGAUAAUCUCGGGGCAGUUCCUGUCAGACAAGCGGGUGGGCAUCUAUGUGGAAGUGGACAUGUUUGGCCUCCCCGUCGACACCAAGCGCAAGUUCCGGACACGCCCGUCCCAAGGGAACUCCUUCAACCCCGUCUGGGAUGAGGAGCCCUUCGUCUUCCCCAAGGUGGUGCUGCCCACGCUGGCAUCCCUGCGCAUUGCUGUGUUUGAGGAGGGGGGUAAAUUUGUCGGGCACCGGAUCCUGCCUGUCUCAGCCAUCCGGUCUGGGUACCACUACAUCUGCCUGCGCAGUGAGAGCAACCAGCCACUGAGCCUGCCCGCCCUGCUGGUCUACACAGAAGCCAAUGAUUAUAUCCCAGACGACCACCAGGACUACGCAGAGGCCCUGAUCAACCCCAUUAAACACGUCAGCCUCAUGGACCAGCGGGCAAAACAGCUGGUGGCGCUGAUUGGAGACAGCGAGGAGAAUGCAGAGAAGCCACGGGAAACACCUGGGAAGCAGCGAGCUGAUGUGGUGGCCGAGCCCUCCACGGACCCCCGACAGCCACCCGCUGUCCUGCUGCCCCCCACCGGCAGCCCCAGUGUCGCCAGCCCAGGGCAAAGGGAUGACCUCAUUGCCAGCGUCCUCGCAGAGGUGGCCCCCCAGUCCCUGGAGGAGCUGCGGCAGCAAAAGGGCUACAUCAAGCUGCUGAAGAAGCAGUACCGGGAGCUGAAGGAGCUACGCAAGAAGCACAUGAAGAACAUCUCCAGCCUCAACAAGAAGCAGAGCACCCGGGCCAACCAGCUGCACAGCGACAGCCUCCGGCGCCGCUCCCAAGUGGAGCGGAGCCUGCGCCGUGGGCACCAGGAUGCCAACGGCUCACUGGAGGCACUGGAGCAAGAGGUGUUUCGGCAGAAGCUGGAGCUGCAGGAAGGGCAGAUGCGGGGACUGCUGCAGCUGCGGGAAACCCAGCACCAGCUGGAGAGAGCCCGCAAAAAGGAGCACCUGCAACAGGCCCAGCAGCGGCUGCGGGAAAUUGCCCAGGACUGCCAGGCUGCCCAGCUGAAGAGAGUCAAGGAGACAAGUGAGAGGGAGAAGAAGGAGCUGCAGAAAAUCCUGGACCGCAAGAGGCACAACAGCAUCACAGAGGCCAAAUCCCGGGAGAAGCAGAAGAAAGACGUGGAGCUGACAGAGAUUAACAGGAGACACAUCAACGAAUCAGUGAACUCCAUCCGCAGGCUGGAGGAAGCCCAGAAGCGGCGCCAGGAGAAGCUUGUGGCCGGGCACCAGGAGAUCCUACAGCAAAUAGAGGAAGAGGAGCCCAGGCUGGUGGAGGAGCUGGAGCGGGAGUGCGAGCUGGAGGCACAGGCACUGCCCCAGGAGAUCCGCCGCUUCCUCCAAGCUGAGCUGGAGGUGGGGGUGAGAAAUGGGCACCCCCCUGCUGCCCCUCAAGAAGAGGAGGAUGAGAGCACCGUGCUGUGA